AUGUCGUCAAUAACAGGAAGCAAGAAAUGUGACAGUGGACCGAGAAGCAGUAUAUUACUCUCAGAAUUUGAUACCGAAUAUGCCUGCUCAGAUCAUGCAAUGGUACGUCACGUGGUGCAGACUGCAGUACGGAACUACUUCUCGGCAUCAUGCACGAUUCCAGCCCAUAUGACGCUGUGUAUCGACUUCACUGAGAAUGCACCUACACCCAGCAAUUCUACAUCCACUGUUCAGUACCAGGCUCCACUGGUGCAAAUUAAUGUGAGGCGAAAAUUUGAUCCCAGAAGCACCAACCUUGCGACUACUGCUACAAAGGAUGCUAAUCGAGAAAAGAUGGGAACACAAAAGAGAAGCCCAAUAUUCAAUGCUGCCAAAAAGUUAUCUGCAUUUACUAUCAAGGAGAAAGAGUUUGAGGAUCUGAAAUCAGUGAAAGCUGUAACUGAGACAUUGAAGUCGAAAAUACCAUUACAAAGAUUAGAUUAUCUCAAAUGUGUUGAGAAAAAAAGAGCUGAAAAUAAAAUAUUUAAAUAUUUAUCUGUUACGUAUAAGAAACUUAUGAGUCAGGAAAUGCUUAUGGAAUGGAGAAAGAGGUAUGAAGAAGACAAGCGUGCACUUUACUCAGAUCAACAAGAAACGACGAAGAAUAAUUCGAGCAGUCCUGUGACAGCUCGUUCGGAUACAAAUAUAUCACUUCGCGAUGCGGAAACGAUAACAAAGGAUGAAAGGACGCAUAACUGGGGACCAGUUGCUGGUAUCCUUGAUUUUGAGCCAAAAGAUAGCAGGGGAAAUAUGAGCAAGGCUGUUCAAAUACGUGGAAAUUUGCCCAACACAUUAUAG
This is a messenger RNA of Brugia malayi, 837 nucleotides long. RefSeq lists its product as uncharacterized. Lineage: Eukaryota; Metazoa; Nematoda; Chromadorea; Rhabditida; Onchocercidae. Bases 1 to 837 code for a protein of 278 amino acids. The transcript is spliced from 6 exons. The record is from RefSeq and is a predicted model, not a curated record.